Molecule: messenger RNA, 1713 nt
Organism: Neomonachus schauinslandi (Hawaiian monk seal)
Lineage: Eukaryota; Metazoa; Chordata; Mammalia; Carnivora; Phocidae
Gene: TCP11
Product: t-complex 11
Exons: 9
Coding region: 1-1512 (503 amino acids)
Biological process (GO): regulation of sperm capacitation
Cellular component (GO): sperm flagellum; acrosomal vesicle
Source: RefSeq, a predicted model, not a curated record
AUGCCGGACGUCGAGGAGAAAGUGCCCCUGAAGGAUCCAGGCGAUGCAGAGUGCCGGUCCCGCAAGCCCGAAACGUCAGCACCGACCCGAGAAGACCCGAGCGGCCCCAAGGACCCACCUGAGGAUCUUUCUGUCACAGGUCUGAUAGAUACAGUUGACAACGUUUCUAAGCUGAGCAACAAGAUUGGAAUGAAUCAUGAUUUCCACAUGGAAGAAAAGGUUUCCCCUCCCAGCAGUUUGGAAGGCAAGGUCAAGGAGACAAUGCACAAUGCCUUUUGGGACCAUCUCAAAGAGCAAUUGUCAGCUACUCCCCCAGACUUCAGUUGUGCUCUUGAACUUCUGAAAGAAAUUAAAGAGAUCCUGCUCUCACUGCUCUUACCGCGCCAGAGCCGCCUACGGAGUGAGAUUGAAGAAGCGCUGGACACGGAGCUCCUCGGGCGGAAAGCAGAACACGGGGCCCUCAAUGUCCCUCUUCUCUCUAAGUACAUUCUUGACAUGAUGACUCUGCUGUGCGCACCAGUUCGAGACGAAGCCGUGCAGAAGCUAGAGAACAUUACAGACCCUGUUCGGUUACUGAGAGGGAUCUUCCAGGUUCUGGGCCUGAUGAAAAUGGACAUGGUGAACUAUACUAUCCAGAGCCUUCAACCCCACCUGCAGGAACAUUCCAUCCAGCAUGAACGGGCGACAUUCCAGGAACUCCUCAAUAAACAGCCAAGCCUCCUUGACCACACCACCAAGUGGCUGACCCAAGCGGCCGCAGACCUCACCACGCCACUUCCGACUUGCCUGGAUGCUUCUGACUCCGCCACUGUGGCCUGCUCCUCUCCAAACGAGGCAGUCGGCAGCCCGGAGCCCCUCAGCCCUACGAUGGUGCUGUCCCAGGGGUUCCUGAACCUCCUCCUCUGGGACCCUGCAAAUGAAGAGUUCCCUGAGACGCUGCUGAUGGACAGGACCCGGCUGCAGGAGCUGGAGUCCCAGUUGCACCAGUUGACCGUCCUGGCCUCAGUUUUGCUGGUGGCCAGCAGUUUCUCUGGCAGUGUUUUGUUCGGCUCACCUCAGUUUGUGGAUAAGCUGAAACGCGUAACCAAAAACCUGAUGGAGGAGUUUGACUCCAGGCCUGAAGAGGCUAUGCAGACUGUGAGUGAACAGGUGUCUCAGGAAAUCCAUCAAAGCCUCAAGAACAUGGGCCUGGCUGCUCUGAGCAGUGACAACACAGCAUCUCUGAUAGGACAGCUCCAGAACAUUGCCAAGAAGGAGAACUGUGUCCGCAGUGUCAUUGAUCAGCGGAUCCAUUUGUUUCUCAAAUGCUGUCUGGUCCUCGGUGUGCAGCGAUCCCUGUUAGACCUCCCCGGAGGCCUUACUGUCAUUGAAGCAGAACUGGCAGAACUGGGCCAAAAGUUUGUCAGCCUAACGCAUCACAAUCAGAAGGUGUUUGGCCCCUACUACACAGAGAUCCUAAAAACCCUCAUCCCUCCAGCCCAGGCCCUGGAAACCGAGGUGGAGCCUCUGUGAAUGUACCGGCUCCAAGCCUGGCCCGUCGGACCCAGGAGAGAGCUCGGCAUUCUCCUGGGGUGACCUCACCAGUGAAACAUCAGAGCAGGAAGCCUCCUCCCCUCCCGCAGCUGGUACACCAGGGCUGAAGUGAGCAGCAUGUCAGCACCAACUGGCCCAAACUCAUUCACUAAUAAACUUCUGAACUGCAAGCAAACCUCC